CUUGUCUGUUUACACCAACAUGUGUUUCCUUAUACAGAUUGGCCUCAUGUCGGUCUCACAGAUCACUCCCAGCCUGUUCCUCAGCGGGGCCGACGGACCCCUCAACGCCGCACUGGUGUCACAGAAGGGCAUCACCCUCAUCGUCAACGCCACGAUAAACCAUGCCUGCCCCGCUUACCCGGGGGUGGAGUGCGUGCGGGUUCCAGUCUCCGACCUGCCCAGUGCCCGCCUCGGAGACCACUUCGACCGAGUGGCAGAGCGUAUCCAUGGCAACCGUGCUGGGGGCACACUGGUGCACUGCGCUGCCGGUAUGAGCCGCUCACCGGCGUUGGUGAUGGCGUACCUGAUGCGUUACAGAGGGGUGACGCUCCGCCAGGCGCACCACUGGGUCCAGGAGAGCCGACCCUACGUCAGGCUGAACGCCGGUUUCUGGGACCAGCUGCUGCAGUACGAGAGGAGGCUGUAUGGCAAGAACACCGUCAGAGUGGCAGCCGUCGAAGAGGCUCCACCGCUGACGCCGAGACUGACGAGGUCGGUGCUGCCGCCGCCGCAGACGAGCUGGUUAACACUGGUACACAGGUCACCGCUGAUGACACGGGCAUCACUGACAUUACGAUCACAGGUGAUGACGCCAGCAACCAAAACCAGCAGCGUCAAAGUCUGAGCAACCGUGGAUUAACAAACACAUCUGAACGUUCUCCCUCGUAACCCUGCGCCUACAUUACCCACAAUGCAACUCAACCACUCAGAGACACCACCCUGACCUCCACAGCCUCAUGCUACGUUCAGUUUGCGGUUGGUGAGAUUCUUUCAGAUGGAACUCACCUUUACCUUAAACCUCAGUGAACGACUCCAGCAGUUCAUGUACAUCUAGUCUCUGUUGACCUGCAGUUUGACCUGACAUGACUUCAUUUUUUUGUUAAGUUUAUUAUUAUUAACUUUAAUAAAGUUUCUGUCUGUCAGCAACCACCAGACAGUCCAAAAUGGACGAAGCUAUUGCAGCUUAUUAGCUCAGAGUAUAAACUGCUCUACGACUGGUUUGCAAUCAGCAACAGUGUGCUGAUUGCUUCCACUACGUACUACGUUCCCAGUCGGUGGGUAUGUUAGCCAUUAGCUUGCCAGGUAGAGUAGUUUACCAACUCGCCGUGGAAGAGUUCUCUGGCACCGACUCUUUUGAGAUGAAUUUUCUGAUCACUUUCUGGUGUGAGCUGCCUGAAGAAGUUUUCAUUAAUCACAGAAAAAUGUACUUUUGUUACUUCAGUUUCUGGAUCCGCAAUCUCCAGAUCAUCUCCUGAAAACAGAGUUUAAAUAUUUGGGACCUUAUUGAUUAAAACAUCAGAAACUCAGUUUAUCAAGUGUUUUGGAUUUCUUUGCUCAUAAGAGGAGUUCCUGAAGGAGUCAAAACCAGGUUCUGGUUUCAUAAGGACUCUGAUUCGGGCUUCAAUCUUUUAGGGAAACAAACUUUCAGACUUCAGAGUUGAUCUGUGUAGUUCUUCAUUCGGACUGAGUUUCUGUGAUCUGAUAGUGAGUCUGAAUGUUUCUACCACAUAUAAAGACUGACAACACAACGUUAGCUUGUGCAGCUAAUGUUAGCUGACUCAGUCCCGGGGUGCAAGGAGCCAAACCCGGCAAGAGCUAACAGCCCCUUUAAUUAUUUUAUUUUAUUUCACCCCAUUUUAUCUGCAUUAUUGUUAGUGUUGUUUGUUAUUUUAUUUCAUUAUUUUUCCCUCCCGUGUCCUCUAAUGAAUGUAUGUGUGACUGUGAGGCAGGGGGGCAGGGACCAGGACCUGGUGGGGCCGAGGGUGGGUUGUAUGACUGUUUACACUGCUGGCUGUUUCUAAAAACUAUUUCUGUGCAAAAACUAAUAAACUGAUUUGGGAAAAAAAUUGUAAAAAGAAAAAAAAGUGAAUGUUUUAAUUGAAUGAACGUACACAGACGAGAAUAAAAGGACUGGACUGAGUUUGUGAACCACUUUGUGAAA
Morone saxatilis (striped sea-bass) is the source of this 1981-nucleotide messenger RNA. Its product is annotated as dual specificity protein phosphatase 18. Gene Ontology annotation, cellular component: cytoplasm. Gene Ontology annotation, molecular function: MAP kinase tyrosine/serine/threonine phosphatase activity. Lineage: Eukaryota; Metazoa; Chordata; Actinopteri; Moronidae. Gene Ontology annotation, biological process: protein dephosphorylation. The transcript has a single exon. Bases 20 to 664 code for a protein of 214 amino acids. The record is from RefSeq and is a predicted model, not a curated record.